This is a messenger RNA of Malassezia japonica, 534 nucleotides long. RefSeq names its product aminoacyl-tRNA hydrolase. Lineage: Eukaryota; Fungi; Basidiomycota; Malasseziomycetes; Malasseziales; Malasseziaceae. Gene Ontology annotation, biological process: mitochondrial translational termination. Gene Ontology annotation, molecular function: translation release factor activity, codon nonspecific; peptidyl-tRNA hydrolase activity. The coding region runs from base 1 to 534 and encodes 177 amino acids. Gene Ontology annotation, cellular component: mitochondrial large ribosomal subunit. The record is from RefSeq and is a predicted model, not a curated record. The transcript has 5 exons.
AUGCUGCGAGGGGUGGUGCGUGCGGGGUGGGUGUGGGCGCGGCCCCUGACUACUAGCGCGGCACCGGUCGCGUGGGAGGAUCCGAGCGCGCGGCGAAAGUGGGUAGAUGCGUUUCGCGCGCAGCCGUUCGAGCGCGGCGCGGUGCACAUUACCUAUGCGCGCAGUUCGGGCCCCGGCGGACAGAAUGUGAACAAGGUGAACACCAAGGUGCACGCGCGCUUUGAUCUCCAGGGGCAGCCGCUCCCUGCGGGCCUCGUGCGCGACCUCGCGAAGCAGUCGCCGCUCUACGUCCAAUCCGCGCAUGCGCUGCACGUCUCGAGCGAGCGGCACCGGACGCAGUCGCAGAAUGUGCAGGAUGCGCUGAGCAAGCUGCAUGCCGAGGUGCUACGUAUUGCCGCCGACGGCCUGCGUGGCGAUACGCCACCGGAGCAGAAAGAGCGCGUCGCACGCCUCGAAAAGAAGCACCGCGAGCGCGUCAAGAGAGAGAAGCAGAUGCGCAGCGCCACCAAGAGUGGGCGGCGUGCCAAACCGUAG